UUUAUGCCGAUCCUAGAGGUGCUCCCUUAGCACUCAUCUCACCAACAGCCGUGACAAAGCCCAGGGGGAAGGCGGCCGUGAGGACUCGGGAGGGGGCCCCAGGUGUACCCUGCUCUCCUCUCCCUGGGCCUGACCCCCCCCCAAAAAACCUUCCUCUCCUCCAAACAAGCGGUGCAAGGCUCGUGGCUUCACCACCCACACGAGCAAGCCUGUGCCUUGGCUUCCUCCAUCGUGUUGGGGCACUUCUAAGCAUUUGGUGCCUGUCGUUGGGGGGCUUUAUAUGGGGGCUAAACGAUACAAGCAAGCUGCGCGGGAGGCAUGGGGCUGUGUUUGCCCUGAGCAGCCACCAGCGAGGUGUGGAUACAAGGUCCAGCCUUGUCUAGGCUGAGGUUUGGGGGAGUGAGGAGCAGGACCCCCGUGCCCACAGGGCUUGAGCCCCCCCAGCCCCAUGGGCAGCAGCUCCCGGGUCCUCCCCGCCUCUGUGAGCUCACUACAGGGCAGGUUCCAGAACCACCAGACAAGGCAGCGUUUCAGACAAAAUGUAGGAGGGCAAGGAGAAAGCCCUGUAGCACCUCAGAGAAGCUCCUUCCGCUGACCCAGGCUCCGACAUGGACGACACCUCGGCUCCCACCAGCUCUUCGGCCUCACAAAUGGAGAGGAAGAUGAGUGCGAUGGCUUGCGAAGUCUUCAACGAGCUUCGCCUGGAAGGGAAACUCUGUGAUGUGAUCAUUAACGUGAAUGGUUUUGAGUUCAAUGCUCACAAGAACAUCCUCUGUAGCUGCAGUCAUUAUUUUAGGGCUUUGUUUACCAGUGGCUGGAACAACAAAGAGAAGAUAGUAUACAAAAUCCCCGGCAUUUCACCUGAAAUGAUGAAGCUCAUUAUCGAGUAUGCCUACACCAGGACAGUACCAAUCACCACCGAAAACGUUGAAAAUUUGCUGUGCGCAGCGGACCAGUUCAACAUCAUGGGCAUCGUCAGACUGUGCUGCGAGUUCUUAAAAUCUCAGCUGUGCUUGGAGAAUUGCAUCGGCAUCUGCCGACUCACAAACUGUUACCACUGUCCCAACCUGCAACAAACAGCCUACACGUUCAUCCUCCAUAACUUCGAGGAGCUGAUCAAUGUGUCCGCGGAGUUUCUAGACCUCUCCGUCGACGAGUUAAAGGACAUCAUCGAGAAAGACGAACUCAACGUGAAACAAGAAGACGUGGUGUUCGAGGCCAUCCUGAAGUGGAUCGCUCACGACCCUCAGAACAGGCAGCAGUACAUCUCCGUCUUGCUGAGCAAGGUUCGACUGGCGUUGAUGCAGGCAGACCACUUCAUGAGGAAAGUUAAAAUGCACGAUUACGUGAAGGACAACGAGGACUGCAAACCCAUCAUCAUCAGCGCACUGACAGCGAUGUACGACCUCAGCAUGAACGGCCCCUCGGUUUCUGACUUCAUCAACCCCCUCACCCGGCCUCGCCUGCCCUACUCCAUCCUCUUUGCCAUCGGGGGCUGGAGCGGGGGGAGCCCGACCAAUGCCAUCGAGACCUACGAUGCCCGCGCGGACAAGUGGGUGAACGUCACGUGCCAGGAGGAAAGCCCCCGUGCCUAUCACGGCUCCGCUUUUCUGAAAGGCUUUGUCUACGUUAUCGGAGGAUUCGACAGCGUGGAUUAUUUUAACAGCGUCAAGCGGUUCGACCCGCUGAAGAAAACGUGGCACCAGGUCGCACCCAUGCACUCGCGGCGCUGCUACGUCAGCGUCACCGUGCUCAACGACCACAUCUAUGCCAUGGGAGGGUUUGACGGGUACACGCGCCUCAGCACAGCCGAACGGUACGAGCCCGAGACCAACCAGUGGACGCUGAUCGCUCCCAUGCACGAGCAGAGAAGCGACGCUGGUGCGACCACGCUGUACAAUAAGGUGUAUAUAUGCGGCGGGUUCAACGGGAAUGAAUGCUUAUCCACAGCUGAAGUGUACGACGCCACAACAGAUCAAUGGACCUUUAUAUCCCCCAUGAGAAGCAGAAGAAGUGGAGUAGGUGUGAUUGCAUAUGGAAAACAAGUGUAUGCGGUAGGAGGAUUUGAUGGAGUGAACCGUCUUCGGAGCGUGGAAGCCUACAGCCCCAUUGCCAAUGCAUGGCGCACAGUCCCCACCAUGUUCAACCCUCGCAGCAACUUUGGCAUCGAAGUGGUGGACGAUCUUUUGUUUGUGGUUGGUGGCUUUAACGGUUUUUCUACUACUUUCAAUGUUGAGUGUUACGACGAAACUGACGACUGGUACGAUGCUCACGACAUGGGCAUAUACCGCAGUGCUUUGAGCUGCUGCGUGGUGCCAGGGCUGUCGAACGUUGGGGAGUACGCCGCCAGACGCGACUACAGCGUGGAGUCACUGCAAACGGAAGUCAAGCACACUUCUUCGACAAGUACCCUGCCUGUAUAAACGGCUCCCCUUAGCUAAUAAAGUCUUCUAAGCAGCAAAUGAAUGUAUUUGCUUAUUCUAAAAGUAAGCACAAUUGAUACAGACCAAAAGAAUGAUUAGUAAUUAAAACUUUCACUCUAUGGCACCAAAAAAAGUAUGAUUUAGACGUAUUGGCUACAGCCUGUAUAACAGCUUAAAACCAGUAAGAGGCACAAGGCACGACAGAACGCUAGAGAAAUAAAAGGUUUAUUUUCAUUAAUUCACUUAUUACAAUAAACUUUAGUACAGUGUAUUUAAUGUAAAGAACAUUACAGUAGGAGAGUUUCAAACAGCCUAUACACACACACUACUUUACCUUACUGGAAGUAAGUACAGGACUGCUGCUUGCCCAAGCAACUUGCUGAAGUCUACAUUAACAUUGAGGAGAGUACAGCUGCCGUGAUCCACAGUGACAUGGACCUAUAAGGAGUAUCUAUUAAUGGUCUUCGAACAUCUAGUUAGUUCCACACUUAACAUUCGUAUUAGUAAUAGGAUUAGAUCCUCAGGAGCACCUGUUUUAUAAGACUUCCACUUAAGACUGUCAAAUUAGAAAUAUGGUUUACUUUCCAACAUAAUGUGGACACAGCUGAAAAUAAAUCUAAGCCAUAAAAUAUUUACUUUUUUAAAGCCACUGAAUGUUACAACAUAGUAUUGCAAUGUUGUGUUAAAAAUAACCUCAGAAGUUGCUAUUCUUGGUGACCCAAGUUGUUAAUAGCGAUCAAUCUAGGAUCAUUAUUCAUUAUGUAUGCUAAAAAGUUGGCAUGUUUUCUUUAUUUCUGGAGUGGUAUCCUACUGUGUGUGAGAGGAAGUCUUAUUGAAAAUAUAUACAAACCUUACUAACAGAAUAUUCAUGUCCUUAUAAAAUAUUAUGUACAUUUAUGGCACCUAGAACUGACUACGGUGACCACCUAGUGCUAGGCAGGAUGUGUCCUACUUCACUAAUACCUUGAGCAGAAAGACAGGACGUGAAACAUGCAUUUUGUGGCACACAUUCAGUACAGCUAUAGAGGUGUGAUUGUCAUAAGGAGGAGG
Cygnus olor (mute swan) is the source of this 3473-nucleotide messenger RNA. RefSeq names its product kelch like family member 10 (gene KLHL10). The record is from RefSeq and is a predicted model, not a curated record. Gene Ontology annotation, molecular function: protein binding. Lineage: Eukaryota; Metazoa; Chordata; Aves; Anseriformes; Anatidae.